This is a messenger RNA of Rhinolophus ferrumequinum (greater horseshoe bat), 8346 nucleotides long. It is a transcript of the gene MUC2, whose product is annotated as mucin 2, oligomeric mucus/gel-forming. Gene Ontology annotation, molecular function: protein binding. Gene Ontology annotation, cellular component: extracellular matrix. The transcript is spliced from 50 exons. The record is from RefSeq and is a predicted model, not a curated record. Bases 15 to 8207 code for a protein of 2730 amino acids. Lineage: Eukaryota; Metazoa; Chordata; Mammalia; Chiroptera; Rhinolophidae.
CCUGCCGAGCCACCAUGGGGCUGCCACUGGCCUGCCUAGUGGCCCUCUGCCUGGCCCUGACCCCGGCCAGGAGUGUGGAGCUGCGGAGAGAGGGCAGAACCCGAAACCACGGCCACAAUGUCUGCAGCACCUGGGGCGACUUCCACUACAAGACCUUCGACGGGGACGUCUACCGCUUCCCUGGCCUCUGCGACUACAACCUGGCCUCCGACUGCCGCAGCUCCUACAAGGAGUUCGCCGUGCACGUGAAACGCAGCCCGGGUCGCGGCGGGGGCCACCCUCAGUUCCAGCACAUCCUGCUGAUGAUCAAAGACGACACCAUCUACCUCACCCACCAGCUGGUCGUGGUGAACGGGGCCAUUGUCACCACCCCGCACUACAGCUCUGGGCUGCUCAUCGAGAAGAAUGACGCUUACACGAAGGUCUUCUCCCGUGCUGGCCUCAGCCUCAUAUGGAACCGUGAGGACUCGCUCAUGCUGGAGCUGGACAGUAAGUUCCGGAACCACACUUGUGGCCUCUGUGGUGACUACAACGGCCUCCAGAACUACUCUGAGUUUCUCUCUGACGGCGUACUGUUCAGUGCCAUCGAGUUUGGGAACAUGCAGAAGAUCAUCAAGCCUGAGGAGGUGUGCGAUGACCCCGAGGACGUGCCAGCCCCCAAGUCCUGCUCUGAGCACCGUGCUGAGUGUGAGGAGCUGCUGACAGCCAUGGCCUUCGAGGAGUGCCUGGGCCUGGUGCCGCUGGAGCCGUACGUGCAGACCUGCAUGCAGGACCGCUGCCAGUGCCCGCCGGGGGCCUCCUGCAUGUGCAGCACCAUCGCUGAGUUCUCCCGCCAGUGUUCCCACGCUGGUGGCCGGCCAGGGAACUGGAGGACUGCCACGCUCUGCCCCAAGAGCUGCCCCGGGAACAUGGUCUACAUGGAGAGUGGCUCACCCUGCAUGGACACCUGCUCACACCUGGAGAUCAGCAGCCUGUGUGAGGAGCACCGCAUGGAUGGUUGUUUCUGCCCAGAAGGCACUGUGUACGAUGACAUGGCGGGCAAGGGCUGCAUCCCUGUGAGCCAGUGCCACUGCAAGCUGCACGGACACCUGUACGCACCCGGCCAGAAGGUCACCAACAACUGCGAGCACUGCGUCUGCAACGCCGGCCGCUGGGUGUGCAAAGACCUUCCGUGUCCCGGCACCUGUGCCCUGGAGGGCGGGUCCCACAUCACCACCUUCGACGGGAAGAAGUAUACCUUCCACGGGGACUGUUACUACGUGCUGACCAAGGAUGAACACAACGACUCCUAUGCCCUCCUGGGCGAGCUGGCCCCCUGCGGCUCCACGGACAAGCAGACCUGCCUGAAGACGGUGGUGCUGCUGGCGGACAAGAAGAAGAAUGUGGUGGCCUUCAAGUCGGAUGGCAGCGUGCUGCUGAAUGAGCUGCAGGUGAAUCUUCCUCACGUGACAGCCAGCUUCUCCAUCUUCCAACCGUCCUCCUACCACCUGGUGGUGAGCACCACCUUCGGCCUGAGGCUGCAGGUCCAGUUGGUGCCGGUCAUGCAGCUCUUCCUGACGCUGGACCAGGCCUCCCAGGGGCGUGUGCAGGGCCUCUGCGGGAACUUCAACGGCCAGGAGAGCGACGACUUCAAGACAGCGGGCGGGCUGGUGGAGGCCACGGGGGCCGGCUUUGCCAACACCUGGAAGGCCCAGUCCAACUGCCACGACAAGCUGGACUGGCUGGACGACCCCUGCUCCCUCAACAUCGAGAGCGCCAACUACGCCGAGCACUGGUGCUCCCUGCUGAAGAAGACGGAGAGCCCCUUUGGCAGGUGCCACUCCGCCGUGGACCCAGCCGAGUAUUACAAGAGGUGCAGAUACGACACGUGCAACUGCCAGAACAACGAGGAUUGCAUGUGUGCGGCCCUGUCCUCCUACGCCCGCGCCUGUGCCACCAAGGGCGUCAUGCUGUGGGGCUGGCGGGAGCUCGUCUGCAACAAGGACGUGGGCUCGUGCCCCAAGUCACAGGUCUUCCUCUACAACCUGACCACCUGCCAGCAGACCUGCCGCUCGCUCUCCGAGCCUGACAGCCACUGCCUCAAGGGCUUUGCGCCCGUGGACGGCUGCGGCUGCCCCGACCACACCUUCCUGGACGAGAAGGGCCGCUGUGUGCCGCUGGCCAAGUGCUCCUGUUACCACCGGGGCCUCUACCUGGAGGCAGGGGAAGUGGUCCUGAAACAGGAGGAGCGAUGCGUCUGCCGGAACGGGAGGCUUCACUGCACCCAAGUCAAGCUGCUCGGCCAGAGCUGCGCGGCCCCAAAGAUUCAUGUUGACUGCAACAACCUGACCGCACUGUCCAUCCGGAACCCCCGCCCUGUCAGCUGCCAGACGCUGGCUGCCGGCUACUACCACACAGAGUGCAUUAGCGGCUGCGUGUGCCCCGAGGGGCAGAUGGAUGACGGCCGUGGGGGCUGUGUCGUGGAGAAGGAGUGUCCCUGUAUGCACAACAAGCAUCUGUAUAACCCCGGGGACAAGAUCAAGGUGGACUGUAACACCUGCACCUGCCAGAAAGGGCGCUGGGCUUGCACCCAGACUGGGUGCCACGGCACCUGUACCAUCUAUGGGAGCGGCCACUACAUCACCUUUGACGGGAAGCAGUACGACUUCGAUGGACACUGCUCCUAUGUGGCCACUCAGGACUACUGUGGCCAGAACUCCUCGCUGGGUUCCUUCAGCAUCAUCACCGAGAAUGUCCCCUGCGGCACUACGGGUGUCACCUGCUCCAAAGCCAUCAAGAUCUUCAUAGGGAGGACGGAGCUGAAGCUGGAGGACAAGCACCGCAUGGUGAUCCAGCGUGACGUAGGCCAUCGCGUGGGCUACACCACGCGGGACGUGGGCCAGUACCUGGUGGUGGAGACCAGCACCGGCAUCAUCGUCAUCUGGGACAAGCGGACCACCAUCUUCAUCAAGCUGGCCCCCUCCUACAAGGGCAGCGUGUGCGGCCUGUGCGGGAACUUCGACCAGCGCUCCAACAAUGACUUCACCACACGGGACAACAUGGUGGUGGAGAGUGAACUGGACUUCGGGAACAGCUGGAAGGAGGCCCCCACCUGCCCGGAUGUGACCACCACCCCCGAACCCUGCGUCAAGAACCCCCACCGCCAGGCCUGGGCCGAGAAGCAGUGCAGCAUCAUCAAGAGCCCUGUCUUUAGCAUCUGCCACAGCAAGGUGGACCCCAAGCCCUUCUACGAGGCCUGCGUCCACGACUCCUGCUCCUGCGACACCGGUGGGGACUGUGAGUGCUUCUGCUCUGCUGUGGCCGCCUACGCCCAGGAGUGCACCAAGGAGGAGGCUUGCGUGUACUGGAGGACGCCCGACCUGUGCCCCGUAUUCUGCGACUACUACAACCCUCCAGACGAAUGUGAGUGGCACUAUGAGCCUUGCGGGAACCGCAGCUUUGAGACCUGCAGAACCAUCAACGGCAUCCAUUCUAACAUCUCUGUGUCCUACCUGGAGGGCUGCUACCCACGCUGCCCUGCGGACAGGCCCAUCUACAACGAGGACCUGAAGAAAUGUGUCACGAGCAAUGAGUGCGGCUGCUAUCACGAGGGCAUCCUCUACCCGCCUGGAGCAUCUGUUCCUCCCAGGAAUGAAUGCGAGUCUUGCGUGUGCAUUAACUCCUCGCUAACUCUCUGCCAGCCAGAGGAAGGGAAGAUUCUCAAUUACACGCAGGACGGCUCCUUCUGCUACUGGGAGAUCUGUGGCCCCAACGCGACGGUGGAGAAGCACUUCAACAUCUGCAUGUCCACCUUACCACCCUUCUCCUCCCCGACACCUACCACCACAACCACCACCUGCACCACCACGCCCACCACCACCACCCCAACCCCCAGCACAGUUUCGUCUGUUCCUUCAACAACUCCGGAGCUGUGUUGCUUCUGGUCUGAUUGGAUCAACAACGAUGACCCGAAUACCGGCAAUAAUGCAGGCGACAAAGAGACGUUCGACAGUGUCUGCCAGGCCCCCGAGGACAUCCAGUGCAGGUCGGCCAAAGAGCCCGGGCUCAGCUUGGAGGAACUGGGUCAGAAGGUCCAGUGCAACGUCUCGUUUGGGUUCAUUUGCAAAAAUGAAGACCAGUUUGGAAACGGACCAUUUGACCACUGCUAUGACUAUGAGAUACGUGUGAAGUGUUGCCUGCCAAUGGAUCAAUGUCCUUCGAGCCCAGCCUCAACCCCCACCCCCACCACGGUGAGGACCACCCCUGAACCAACUACCAUCACAACAGAGACACCAACCCCGACCCCCGUCAUCACCACCACCACCACAGUGACCCCGACCACAACACCCACCAUCAUAACAGAGACCUCAACCCCGACCCCACCACCUACCACCACAGUGACUGCCACAUCUACCACCUCGCCAACAUCCACCCCAGAACCAACGACCACAGUGACGACUACUACGACCACAUCCACUACUACGCCAGUGACCCCUACAACUGUGACCACCGAGCCGACAACCACUCAGUGUGCGGAUGACUGCAAAUGGACAGGCUGGCUGGAUUCCGGUAAACCCAGCUUUACCAAACCAGGUGGAGACUUUGAAUCCAUCAAGAAUGUCUGUGAGCCAGGCUGGGCAGCCAACAUCUCCUGUAGAGCUUCUCAGUUUCCCAAUAUUCCCAUCGAAAAUCUUGGACAAACUGUGGUGUGCGACCUCUCAGUUGGACUGGUGUGCAAAAACCAAGACCAGAAGCCAGGAGGAGUCGUGCCCCAGCCCUACUGCCUCAACUAUGAGAUCAACGUCUACUGCUGUAAUAGGUACUGUGCCUCCACCCCCACCCCCACGACCACCACCACCACAGAGACACCAACUACGACAGUGACCCCAACCACCACACCCAUCAUCACCUCAUCGGAGACCCCAACCCCGACCCCCAUCACCACCACUACCACGACCACCACAGAGACCCCAACCCCAACACCCACCAUCGUAACAGAGACCCCAACCCCGACCCCCAUCACCACCACCACCACGACCACCACAGAGACCCCAACCCCAACACCCACCAUCAUAACAGAGACCCCAACCCCGACCCCCACCAUCUCAGUGACCCCACCCCCAACACCCACCACCACUAUUAGCACGGAGACCCCGAUCCCUACAAGCACAACACCUGUGCAUGAGACCACCACGCCUGAGUCCUCCACCCCGUCAACCUCUCAGUCCACCGUACCCUCUUCCACGGAAUCAAGCACGCUUCUGACCACCAUUCCAACAAUUGUGGAGACAUCCAGCAUGCCUUCACCGACCACGGAAACGAAACCAACAGUCACUACCACAGGAGGCACCACGCCCGCUCCUCCACCCACUCCAGGAACACAGACCUCAGGUCCUACGACUUUGAAGACCACUCCCACCAGUGGGACCACGACUGGACCCCCCUCGCCCACCACAAGACCCCCUUCCACACCCACACCCACUCCCCUGACUGCGUCCACCACCACCACAGGAACCCCCACCCCAACAGGAAGCUCCUCCGCCACGCCCCCUCUACCGUCCACACCACAGACCUUCUCAACCAGCGUGCCCAUCCCCACGACGAGCCCGAUCGCUACCCCCAGCACCGGCGAGAACAUGGUCACCAGCCCCAUUAUCACAUGCUGUGUUUUGAAUGACACACACUACAUCCCAGGUGAUGUGGUGUACAAUGGCACCCACGGAGAAACAUGCUAUUAUGUGAACUGCUCGCUGAGCUGCCAGUUGGAGUUCUUCAACUGGUCCUGCCCGUCCACACCUUCCCCAACACCCACACCCUCCAAGCCAACACCCUCUUCCACGCCAAGUCCAUCCACGCCGACCACACGGCCGUCCACAGCAUCGAGCACGCCGACCUCCACCAAGCCCCCUGGGUGCCCGAACUUUGAUCCUCCCAGACAGGAGAACGAGACGUGGUGGCUGUGUAACUGCACCAUGGCUGUCUGUAAGCAUAACAACACUGUGGAGCUCGUGGAGGUGGAGUGCAACCCCCCGCCCAUGCCCACCUGUUCCAACAACCUCACGCCGGUGCGAGUCAUGGACCCCGAUGGCUGCUGCUGGCACUGGGAGUGCGACUGCUACUGCACAGGCUGGGGUGACCCCCACUACGUCACCUUCGACGGGCUGUACUACAGCUACCAGGGCAACUGCACGUACGUGCUGGUGGAGCAGAUCGAUCCCAAGGUGGACAACUUUGGGGUCUACAUCGACAACUACCACUGUGACAUCAACGACCAGGUGUCCUGCCCCCGCACGCUCAUCGUGCGCCACGAGACCCAGGAGGUGCUGGUCAAGACAGUGCACAUGGCACCCAUGAAGGUGCAGGUGCAGGUGAACAAGCAGGCUGUGGCAUUGCCCUACAAGAAGUACGGGCUGCAGGUGUACGAGUCAGGCAUCAACUAUGUGGUGGACAUCCCUGAGCUGGGCGCCGUCAUCUCCUACAACGGCCUGUCCUUCUCCAUCAGGCUGCCCUACCGCCUGUUCGGCAACAACACCAAGGGCCAGUGUGGCACAUGCACCAACAGCACCGAGGACGACUGUGUGCUGCCCAGCGGGGAGGUGGUGUCCAACUGUGAGGUCGCAGCUGACGAGUGGGUGGUCAAUGACCCCUCCAAGCCGCACUGUCCCCACACCACCUUCACCACCAGGCGUCCAGCCACCACGCCCUCAGGGGGCAGCGGCCACACCCCAAACAAGGACUGUGCGUCUCCUCUGUGCGAACUCAUCAAAGACAGCCUGUUUGCUCAGUGCCACUCCCUGGCACCCCCCGAGCACUACUACGAGGCCUGCCGGUUCGACAGCUGCUUUGUACCCAACUCGGGCAUGGAGUGUGUCAGCCUACAGACCUAUGCGGCCCUCUGUGCCCAGGAGGGCGUCUGCGUUGACUGGAGGAACCACACCCACGGGGUCUGCUCCAUGAGUUGCCCGUCUCACAAGGAGUACCAGGCCUGUGGUCCUGCGGAAGAGCCCACCUGCAAGUCCAGCUCCUCGCAGAACAACACCGUCCUGGUGGAAGGCUGCUUCUGCCCGGAGGGCACCAUGAGCUAUGCCCCUGGCUUUGAUGUCUGCGUGAAAUCAUGUGGCUGUGUGGGACCGGACAACGUGCCCAGAGAGUUUGGGGAGCACUUCGAGUUCGACUGCAAGGACUGUGUCUGCCUGGAGGGUGGAAGCGGCAUCGUCUGCGAGCCCAAGAAGUGCACGCAGAAUUCCCCCAAGUGCACGGAGGACGGCACCUACCCGGUCACGGAGGUCGACCCUGCCAACACCUGCUGCAACAUCACCACCUGCAAGUGCAACACCAGCCUGUGCAAGGAGAAGGCUCCCCUGUGUGCUCUGGGAUUUGAUGUGAAGAGCGAGAUGGUACCAGGAAGGUGCUGCCCCGUGUACUCCUGUGUGCCCAAGGGCGUGUGUGUUCUUGAGAACGCCGAGUACCAGCCCGGCUCUCCAGUCUACUCCUCCAAGUGCCAGCACUGCGUCUGCACCAACACCACGGACAGCGCCACACAGCUCAACCUCGUGUCCUGUAGCCAUGUGCCCUGCAACACCACCUGCGACAUUGGCUUCGAGCUCGUGGACGCCCCUGGGGAGUGUUGCCGGAAGUGUGAGCAGACCCACUGCAUCAUCAACAGGCCCGAUAACCAGCACUUCAUCCUGAAGCCCGGUGACAUGAAGAGUGACCCCAAAAACAACUGCACCUUCUUCAGCUGCGUGAAAAUUCACAACCAGCUCAUCUCAUCCGUCUCCAACAUCACCUGCCCCGACUUUGACCCCACCACCUGCCUUCCGGGCUCCAUCACCCUCAUGCCCAACGGCUGCUGCAAGAAAUGCAUCCCUCGCAAUGAGACCAGGAUCCCCUGCUCCACCAUCCCCAUGACCAAGAUAGUCACGGACGCUGGCUGCACAGGCAAAAUCACCACGAAUUACUGCUCUGGGUCCUGCGGGACCUUUGCCAUGUACUCGGCCGAAGCACAGGCCCUGGACCACAAGUGUUCCUGCUGUAAGGAGCAGCGCACCAGCCGGCGGCAGGUGGUGCUGAGCUGCCCGGAUGGCAGCUCCCGGAGCCACACCUACACCCACAUCGAGAGCUGCCUGUGCCAAGACACGGUGUGUGAGAUCCCGCUGGCCCAGCGCAGGGUCCCCAGCCGUGGUCGGCGCUCCAGCUCCCAGGUCCUGCGUCCAGGGACGGCCUGAGCAGGGCGUCCCUCCUGCAUCCUUUCACCUGCUGACCCUCUGAAUUUCUUCCCCUCCUAAACUUCCUCUCUGAAGAUAUUUAUUUUCUGAGCCUUUGUUCAAUUCUUUGCUUUUCAAAAUAAACUCAGGCAGAGACGCA